UUACUCUAUAAUCUCCGGCGAUCAAGGGAAGAGAGAAAAGAGUGUAAACGAGGGAGAGAAUAAUAAUGAUCCGAACGAUUUUUCUGUUCCUUGUUGUCGUCGUCAACAUCAUCGGGACGCGAGUAGAAGCGCAGCUAGUGCCGCCGGUGAGACGAGAUGGUUUCGUUUACCCACCGGGUCAUCGUUUUGAUCAGAAUACUAUACUAAUUGAGGCGUUUUACGACCCGGUUUGCCCGGAUAGUAGAGACUCUUGGCCGCCUCUGAAACAAGCUCUUCAUCACUAUGGAUCUCGCGUUUCCCUUCUCCUUCAUCUCCUUCCUUUACCCUACCAUGACAAUGCAUAUGUAACCUCUCGGGCUUUACACAUUGUGAAUACCGUAAACGCCAAUGCUACGUUCAGUUUGCUGGAAGGGUUCUUCAAGCAUCAGACAUCGUUCUACAAUGCGCAAACACAACUCCUCUCAAGACCUGAAGUUGUGGAGAAAAUAGUCCAGCUUGGAACAGUCACGUUGGGAAACUCAUAUCAACCGGUCCUCAAAUCCGGCUUAAGCGACAAAAAAUCAGAUCGUGCGACCAGGGUGUCCUUCAAGUAUAGUGCAUCAAGAGGGGUUUAUGGGACACCAACCUUCUACGUUAACGGAUUCGUACUCUCUGAUGAUGCUUCCCCCUCAAAUUUUGGAGGAUGGAAAAAAAUCAUUGAUCCUCUGGUUCAAACACAUGAGGCAGAGAUAUAAUGAUAACUUCGUUUCUUUCCUUUGAAGAUCUUAAGUGUGUUUGCUUAUCUGUACUGUAAUUGUAUAUUACUUGUUCAAAAUGUGUCUAUUGUUCAUUGUAAGUUUGUAAUUAAGGAAACUGAUCCAUAUAAAAGCUGGACAGAAUUUGUAAUGACAAAUGUGAAUUUUUGUCAUACUAAUUAUAAAAUGAGUUGUUCUAAAUU
Molecule: messenger RNA, 937 nt
Organism: Capsella rubella
Lineage: Eukaryota; Viridiplantae; Streptophyta; Magnoliopsida; Brassicales; Brassicaceae
Exons: 4
Coding region: 66-734 (222 amino acids)
Source: RefSeq, a predicted model, not a curated record